AUGGAGCAAAUAAGCUAUUGGAGGGAUCCUACAGAAGCUGAAACUAUCCUUCGACUCAAGAUCCAGCUUGUCACAGCCCUCGGGAUCAGUAUCCACCAAGAUAGCACUAAUGCAACAGUUAUCUACUCAUCGGCGCGUCAAUGGGCUCUGGCCGUUGGGGGAGAUAUCGUCUGGUUAUCGCUGGGGACACUCCUUCGGACAGCCAUGCAAAUGGGCCUACACCGUGAUCCAAAACAUUUCAAGAGAAUGAGUGUUUUACUCUGGGCCACCAUCUUAGAGCUGGAUGUGCAAGCGGCCCUAGACGCUGGAGUUCCACCUACCAUAGGGGUAGAUGACUCUGACACCGAGGCUCCGUCCAACGUCAAUGACGUGGACUUGAUGAGCAAACAAGGAUACUCCAUGAGCAUCCCGCAACAACGACAACCGACUCAUCCCUCCAGCGCUUCUCGUUCCAAUCACUCCGCCCGAGGCUGGAAGUCGCCCGUCCCAUGA
This is a messenger RNA of Exophiala dermatitidis NIH/UT8656, 492 nucleotides long. RefSeq lists its product as uncharacterized. The transcript has 3 exons. The record is from RefSeq and is a predicted model, not a curated record. Gene Ontology annotation, molecular function: RNA polymerase II cis-regulatory region sequence-specific DNA binding; DNA-binding transcription activator activity, RNA polymerase II-specific; zinc ion binding. Lineage: Eukaryota; Fungi; Ascomycota; Eurotiomycetes; Chaetothyriales; Herpotrichiellaceae. The coding region runs from base 1 to 492 and encodes 163 amino acids. Gene Ontology annotation, cellular component: nucleus. Gene Ontology annotation, biological process: DNA-templated transcription; regulation of transcription by RNA polymerase II.